UCUGGGGAUAACUGGUGGGCUUCCAACUCAGUGGAAACAACAUAACACCAUAAGAUAAUCUGCUGAGAGAAAAACAGACACCUCAAGUGCCACCAUGAGCACUGACGCAGAGAUGGAGGCCUAUGGGCCUGCGGCCAUCUACCUCCGCAAGCCAGAGAAGGAGAGGAUUGAGGCUCAGACGGCUCCCUUUGAUGCCAAAACAGCCUACUUUGUAGCAGAACCAGAGGAGAUGUACCUGAAGGGAAAACUUAUCAAAAAAGAGGGUGGCAAAGCUACUGUUGAGACAAUAACAGGAAAGACUUUAACUGUAAAAGAAGAUGACAUCCAUCCCAUGAACCCUCCCAAGUUUGAUAAAAUUGAGGACAUGGCCAUGAUGACCCACCUCAAUGAACCUGCUGUGCUGUACAACCUCAAAGAGCGUUUUGCAUCAUGGAUGAUCUAUACUUACUCUGGCCUGUUCUGCGUCGUCGUGAACCCCUACAAGUGGCUUCCAGUGUACGAUGCUCAGGUUGUUGGAGCGUACAGAGGGAAGAAGAGGAUUGAGGCUCCCCCUCAUAUCUUUUCCAUCUCUGAUAAUGCCUAUCAGUUCAUGCUCACUGAUCGUGAGAAUCAGUCUAUUCUUAUCACUGGAGAAUCCGGUGCAGGAAAGACUGUCAACACCAAGCGUGUCAUCCAGUACUUUGCAACAAUUGCAGUGGCUGGAGUAAAGAAAGCAGAUAACACUUCAGGAAAAAUGCAGGGUUCACUGGAAGAUCAAAUCAUUGCAGCCAACCCUCUGCUGGAGGCCUAUGGUAAUGCCAAGACUGUGAGGAAUGACAACUCCUCUCGUUUUGGUAAAUUUAUCAGAAUUCAUUUUGGCUCUACUGGCAAACUGGCUUCAGCUGAUAUUGAAACUUAUCUGCUGGAGAAGUCUCGUGUCACCUUCCAGUUGUCUGCUGAGAGGAGUUACCAUAUCUUCUACCAGCUGAUGACGGGCCACAAACCUGAGCUCCUGGAGGCUCUCCUUAUCACCACCAACCCCUAUGACUAUCCAAUGAUCAGCCAGGGGGAAAUCACUGUCAAGAGCAUCAAUGACGUGGAGGAGUUCAUUGCAACUGAUACUGCCAUUGACAUUUUGGGGUUCACUGCUGAGGAAAAAUUGGGCAUUUACAAGCUGACGGGUGCUGUGAUGCAUCAUGGUAACAUGAAGUUUAAGCAGAAGCAGCGAGAGGAGCAGGCUGAACCUGACGGCACUGAGGUGGCCGAUAAAAUCGCCUACCUGAUGGGCCUGAACUCAGCUGACAUGCUGAAAGCUCUGUGCUACCCAAGAGUUAAAGUCGGAAAUGAGAUGGUCACCAAAGGUCAGACCGUCCCACAGGUCAACAAUGCCGUCAUGGCUCUGUGCAAGUCUGUCUAUGAGAAAAUGUUCUUGUGGAUGGUCAUCCGCAUCAAUGAGAUGUUGGACACAAAGCAGCCAAGACAGUUCUUCAUUGGAGUGCUGGACAUUGCUGGAUUUGAAAUCUUUGAUUACAACAGUUUGGAGCAGCUCUGCAUCAACUUCACCAAUGAGAAACUGCAACAGUUUUUCAACCACCACAUGUUUGUCCUGGAGCAAGAGGAGUACAAGAAAGAAGGCAUUGAAUGGGAGUUCAUUGACUUUGGCAUGGACUUGGCUGCCUGCAUUGAGCUUAUUGAGAAGCCAAUGGGCAUCUUCUCCAUCCUUGAAGAGGAGUGCAUGUUCCCUAAGGCUACAGACACCUCAUUCAAGAACAAGCUGCAUGAUCAGCAUCUUGGCAAGACCAAGGCAUUUGAGAAGCCUAAACCUGGAAAGGGAAAAGCUGAAGCUCACUUCUCCCUGGUCCACUAUGCUGGAACAGUAGAUUACAACAUCACUGGCUGGCUGGACAAGAACAAGGACCCACUGAACGACUCAGUGGUGCAGCUCUACCAGAAGUCUUCAAACAAGCUUCUGGCCUUCCUGUAUGCAGCCCAUGCAGCAACUGAAGAAUCUGGUGGUGGCAAAAAGGGUGGUGGAAAAAAGAAGGGUGGUUCCUUCCAAACAGUGUCGGCACUUUUCAGGGAGAAUCUUGGCAAGCUGAUGACCAAUUUGAGAAGCACUCAUCCACAUUUUGUGCGUUGCCUGAUUCCAAAUGAAUCUAAGACUCCAGGUCUUAUGGAGAACUUCUUAGUCAUCCACCAGCUGAGGUGUAACGGUGUGUUGGAAGGAAUCAGAAUCUGCAGAAAGGGUUUCCCCAGCAGAAUCCUCUAUGGUGACUUCAAGCAAAGAUACAAAGUAUUGAAUGCCAGUGUCAUCCCUGAGGGACAGUUCAUUGACAACAAGAAAGCUUCAGAGAAGCUGCUUGGGUCUAUUGAUGUUGACCACACUCAGUACAAGUUUGGACACACUAAGGUGUUCUUCAAAGCUGGUCUGCUGGGUACACUUGAGGAGAUGAGAGAUGAGAAACUGGCUGAGCUGGUGACCAUGACUCAGGCUCUCUGCAGAGGGUUCCUUAUGCGGAAAGAGUUUGUUAAGAUGAUGGAGAGGAGAGAUGCAAUCUUCACCAUCCAAUACAACGUACGUUCCUUCAUGAAUGUGAAGAACUGGCCAUGGCUCAAGCUUUACUUUAAGAUCAAGCCUCUGCUGAAGAGCGCUGAGACUGAGAAGGAGCUGCAGGAGAUGAAAGGAAACUAUGAAAAGAUGACAACAGACCUGGCUGCUGCUUUGGCCAAGAAGAAGGAACUGGAGGAGAAAAUGGUUUCUCUGCUGCAGGAGAAGAACGACCUGCAGCUUCAAGUGGCUGCUGAAGCGGAGAAUCUCGGGGAUGCUGAGGAAAGGUGUGAGGGACUCAUUAAGAGCAAAAUCCAACUGGAGGCCAAACUCAAAGAGACGACCGAGAGACUGGAGGAUGAAGAGGAAAUCAAUGCUGAGCUGACUGCCAAGAAGAGGAAGCUGGAGGAUGAAUGCUCUGAACUGAAGAAGGACAUUGAUGACUUGGAGCUCACCCUGGCUAAAGUGGAGAAGGAGAAACAUGCCACUGAGAACAAGGUGAAAAACCUGACCGAGGAAAUGGCUUCUCAAGAUGAGUCCAUUGCCAAGCUGACCAAGGAGAAGAAAGCCCUCCAAGAGGCACAUCAACAAACACUGGAUGAUCUCCAGGCAGAGGAAGACAAAGUCAACACUCUGACCAAAGCCAAGACAAAGCUGGAACAGCAAGUGGAUGAUCUUGAAGGUUCAUUGGAGCAAGAGAAGAAGCUCCGCAUGGAUCUUGAGAGAGCCAAGAGGAAGCUGGAAGGAGAUCUGAAACUAGCCCAGGAAUCCAUAAUGGAUCUGGAAAAUGACAAGCAGCAGUCUGAUGAAAAGAUUAAGAAAAAGGACUUUGAAAUCAGCCACCUUCUUGGCAAGAUUGAGGAUGAACAGUCUCUUGGUGCACAGCUUCAAAAGAAGAUCAAGGAACUCCAGGCUCGUAUUGAGGAGCUGGAAGAGGAGAUUGAGGCUGAGAGAGCUGCUCGGGCCAAAGUAGAGAAGCAGAGAGCUGAUCUCUCCAGGGAGCUUGAGGAGAUCAGUGAGAGGCUUGAAGAAGCUGGAGGUGCAACAGCUGCUCAGAUUGAGAUGAACAAGAAGCGUGAAGCUGAGUUCCAGAAGCUGAGGAGGGAUCUUGAGGAGUCCACACUGCAGCAUGAAGCUACUGCAGCAGCUCUCCGCAAGAAGCAGGCCGACAGCGUUGCAGAGCUGGGAGAGCAGAUCGACAACCUGCAGCGCGUCAAGCAGAAGCUGGAGAAGGAGAAGAGCGAAUACAAGAUGGAGAUUGAUGAUCUCAGCAGCAACAUGGAGGCUGUUGCCAAGUCAAAGAGUAACCUCGAGAAAAUGUGCAGAACUCUUGAGGACCAGCUGAGUGAGCUCAAGGCCAAAAAUGAUGAGAAUGUUCGCCAACUGAAUGACAUCAAUGUACAAAAGGCAAGACUUCAAACAGAAAAUGGGGAAUUUUCUCGUCAGCUUGAGGAGAAAGAAGCUCUUGUUUCUCAGCUGACCAGAGGCAAACAGGCCUUCACUCAGCAGAUUGAAGAACUGAAGAGACACAUUGAAGAAGAAGUCAAGGCCAAGAACGCUCUGGCCCAUGCUGUCCAGUCUGCCCGCCAUGACUGCGAUCUGCUCAGAGAGCAGUUUGAGGAGGAGCAGGAGGCCAAAGCUGAGCUGCAGAGAGGAAUGUCCAAGGCCAACAGUGAGGUGGCUCAGUGGAGAACCAAAUAUGAGACUGAUGCUAUCCAGCGCACUGAGGAACUGGAGGAGGCCAAGAAAAAGCUUGCCCAGCGCCUGCAGGAUGCUGAGGAGUCCAUUGAGGCUGUGAACUCCAAGUGUGCCUCUUUGGAGAAGACCAAGCAGAGGCUGCAGGGUGAAGUGGAGGACCUCAUGAUUGAUGUGGAGAGAGCUAAUGCUCUUGCUGCAAACCUGGACAAGAAACAAAGAAACUUUGAUAAGGUCCUGGCAGAAUGGAAGCAGAAGUAUGAGGAGAGCCAGGCAGAGCUUGAAGGAGCUCAGAAAGAGGCCCGCUCUCUCAGCACAGAACUGUUCAAGAUGAAGAACUCCUACGAGGAGGCUCUGGAUCAGCUGGAGACCAUGAAGAGGGAGAACAAGAACCUGCAGCAGGAGAUCUCAGACCUGACUGAACAGAUUGGUGAGAAUGGAAAAAGCAUCCAUGAGCUGGAGAAAGCCAAGAAGACUGUUGAAAGUGAAAAGGUUGAACUGCAGACAGCUCUCGAGGAGGCUGAGGGCACUCUAGAACAUGAGGAAUCCAAGAUUCUCAGGGUUCAGCUUGAGCUCAACCAGGUCAAAGGUGAGAUUGACAGGAAGCUGGCAGAGAAGGACGAGGAGAUGGAACAGAUCAAGAGGAACAGCCAGAGGGUGAUUGAAUCCAUGCAGAGCACUCUUGAUUCUGAGGUCAGGAGCAGAAAUGAUGCCCUGAGAGUCAAGAAGAAGAUGGAGGGAGACCUGAAUGAGAUGGAGAUUCAGCUCAGCCACGCCAACAGGCAGGCUGCUGAGGCCCAGAAACAACUCAGGAAUGUUCAGGGACAACUCAAGGAUGCCCAACUGCACCUUGAUGAUGCUCUGAGAGCACAAGAUGACAUGAAGGAGCAGGUUGCCAUGGUGGAGCGCAGGAAUGGUCUGAUGUUAGCUGAGAUUGAGGAGCUGAGAGCCGCUCUGGAGCAGACAGAGAGAGGACGCAAAGUGGCUGAACAGGAGCUGGUUGAUGCCAGUGAACGCGUCGGACUGCUUCACUCCCAGAACACCAGUCUUCUGAACACCAAAAAGAAGCUGGAGGCUGACUUUGUGCAGGUUCAGGGUGAAGUGGAUGAUGCUGUGCAAGAAGCAAGAAAUGCAGAGGAGAAAGCCAAAAAGGCCAUUACUGAUGCUGCCAUGAUGGCUGAGGAGCUAAAGAAGGAGCAGGACACCAGCGCUCAUCUGGAGAGGAUGAAGAAGAACCUGGAGGUCACUGUGAAGGACCUGCAGCACCGUCUGGAUGAAGCUGAGAACCUGGCUAUGAAGGGUGGAAAGAAGCAGCUCCAGAAACUGGAGUCUAGGGUACGUGAGCUGGAGAGUGAAGUUGAAGCUGAGCAAAGACGUGGAGCUGAUGCAGUUAAAGGUGUUCGCAAAUAUGAGCGAAGAGUGAAGGAGCUCACAUACCAGACUGAGGAGGACAAGAAAAAUGUAAUCAGACUCCAGGACCUGGUGGAUAAGUUACAGCUCAAAGUUAAGGCCUACAAGAGACAGUCUGAAGAGGCCGAGGAACUGGCAAACACCCAUAUGACUAGACUUAGAAAAGUCCAGCAUGAACUGGAGGAAGCUCAAGAGCGCGCUGACAUUGCUGAGACCCAAGUCAACAAGCUGAGAGCCAAGAGUCGUGAUAUUGGAAAGGGAGGUGACUCAGCUGAAUAACAGUCAAGAUCCUACAGGGCAGAGAUGGAUUCAUAUAAUAUGAUCUGCCUCUGUUCAUCUCUAGUUUAUGAAUAAAUUAAAUAUACUUUAAACAAA
Molecule: messenger RNA, 6007 nt
Organism: Oryzias melastigma (Indian medaka)
Lineage: Eukaryota; Metazoa; Chordata; Actinopteri; Beloniformes; Adrianichthyidae
Product: myosin heavy chain, fast skeletal muscle
Exons: 41
Coding region: 95-5911 (1938 amino acids)
Cellular component (GO): myosin complex
Molecular function (GO): ATP binding; cytoskeletal motor activity; actin filament binding
Source: RefSeq, a predicted model, not a curated record